CGCAAAAGUUGCACAUUACAUUUAGCUGAUGUUGGUUUCUACUGUAUCAACUGCUUCUGACAUGAACUGGUGACAACACAAACAUCUGAGUAAUGUAAUAUAGCUGUUCGUUAACGUGUUGUCGAUGUGCUUCGCUUUAGAAUGGCCUCAAUCAUUUAAAAUCAGUUCCUGCAUAUAGUUUAUGAGAUUAUCUCUUGUUUACUCAACAAUAAGACACACUCCAGCACAGGUAAGCUAGUUAGCUAGCUAAGGUAGGCAUAAUUUAUGUCACUAGGCCAGCGCCUUUGGGCUUCAAUGAAAACUGAAGAUCCAGGAGAAGAGUUGUGAGGAGACAUCAACAGGUUGUGCGAGGAUGGACUUUGUCAAAACGGUCCUGGUGACUGGAGGGGCAGGUUUCAUUGGGUCCCAUUUUGUCUGCUCCCUAGUCAACAGGCACCCAGAUUGGCGUAUCAUCAACUUUGACAAUCUGGACUACUGUUCCAAUCUCAGGAACCUGGAGUCUGUAGAGGAGAAUGAGAACUACACCUUUAUCAGGGGGGAUAUAUGCAAUCGAUGCUUGGUAAACCACAUCUUUGCAACAGAAAGCGUCGACAUUGUCUUUCACUUUGCGGCUCAAACACAUGUUGAGACGUCCUUCAUAUGGCCGUCCAGAUACCACAUGGUGAACGUGGAGGGGACAAGGGUGCUACUGAAAGCAGCUUUUGAGGCGAAAGUGGAGAAGUUUAUUUACAUUAGUACAGAUGAGGUGUAUGGAGAGAGUCUGUAUAAGGAAUUAGAUGAAACCAGCCCAAGAAGACCCAACAACCCAUACUCGGUGUCUAAAGCAGCUGCUGAGUGUCUUGUAUUGUCCUACAGGGAGAGACAUAAGUUUCCUGUUAUAAUAACAAGGAGCAAUAAUGUAUAUGGACCCAGACAGUACUUGGAGAAGGUCAUUCCAAAAUUCGUAUCCUUCCUUCAGCUGAACAAAAAAUGUACCAUCCAAGGGACCAGCCCCCAAUCUCGCCACUUCCUGUACGUGGAUGAUGCCAUUGAAGCAUUCCACACCAUCCUGGAGAGGGGGACGGUGGGAGAAACCUACAACAUCGGGACCGACUUCGAGAUAUCCAUCAUUCAACUAGCCAGAGAACUUAUCAAGAUGGUCAGGCAUGUACCUGACGCAGAACUGGACGAUUGGCUGGAGUUUGUGCCUGACCGGCCAGUGGUUGACCUGAGAUACCCUGUGAACUGUGAGAAGCUGUGGAGGCUGGGCUGGAAGCCUGCAGUGUCAUGGGCAGAGGGCAUCAGAAGGACAGUCAAAUGGUACCAAGAGAACCCAGACUUCUGGCCAGACGUCAAACCAGAAGACCAACCAAUUACCUUUGAGAACGAUACCAGAGACCAAUAAGCACAUAGAUGCUCUUCCUGUAUUCGUGGUCACCAACCCUGUUCCUGGAGAGCUACAGGGGGUGCUGGCUUUUGUUCCAGCCCUGUAUUAACACAUCUGGUUCAAUUGAUUAAUCUUACUUAGGGUUGUUGACCUCCACUAGUCAAACCAGCAUCUGAAUCACUGUGGGUGUGCAAGGGAACACUUAUUUUUGUAAAUGUUUUACUAAUGAAGGUGGAAUGGAAUAUAUUUAUCAUAGUCAAUAAAUAACUUCAUAGCGCA
This is a messenger RNA of Oncorhynchus gorbuscha (pink salmon), 1645 nucleotides long. Its product is annotated as dTDP-D-glucose 4,6-dehydratase-like. Lineage: Eukaryota; Metazoa; Chordata; Actinopteri; Salmoniformes; Salmonidae. Bases 353 to 1384 code for a protein of 343 amino acids. Gene Ontology annotation, molecular function: dTDP-glucose 4,6-dehydratase activity. Gene Ontology annotation, biological process: nucleotide-sugar metabolic process. The record is from RefSeq and is a predicted model, not a curated record. The transcript is spliced from 12 exons.